Molecule: messenger RNA, 6249 nt
Organism: Malassezia japonica
Lineage: Eukaryota; Fungi; Basidiomycota; Malasseziomycetes; Malasseziales; Malasseziaceae
Product: 1-phosphatidylinositol-3-phosphate 5-kinase
Exons: 1
Coding region: 1-6249 (2082 amino acids)
Biological process (GO): phosphatidylinositol phosphate biosynthetic process
Cellular component (GO): endosome membrane; fungal-type vacuole membrane
Molecular function (GO): metal ion binding; ATP binding; 1-phosphatidylinositol-3-phosphate 5-kinase activity
Source: RefSeq, a predicted model, not a curated record
AUGGCGAUCCCCGCGGAGCGGCCGCCGGACGGCGCCUCGCUGGUGUCGUUCAACCUGCUAGAGGACCGCGAGGAGCGGCCUCCGCCGUCGUUUGCAUUUGCGUCGCUGUUUGAUCGCAUGCGGAAUGCGUUUAGCACGGCGCCCGAGCGCGACGUGCCGGACGAGCCGAGUGGCGCGUCGCCCGAGCGGAGCGCGUCGCCAGAGAAGCGCACGCGGCGUCCCGGGCGCGCGAUUGUGCCGCUGCGCACGGUCGCGCCAUCGCCGGUGCCGUCCUUCACCUCGGUAUCGUCGCAUGCCGCCGACGAGCCGGGCAGCCCGGUGCUCACCGAGGCCGACUCGGAGGCCGAGGUCGCGCAGAGUGUGCCCGGCUUUCCGCUGAGCCGCGACGUGCUGGAUGACACGCGCUCGCUCUUUUCGACGCCUACACCGCGCUCCGAGAUUGGCGACGACACCGUGAGCACGUUUUCGUUUCGGCCUUCGUACCCCAGCGCCGAUGCGUGGAUCCGGCGCUUCCGUGGCGAGGGGCUCAGCCGCAAGUACUGGAUGGCGGACGAGACGGCGAAAGAGUGCCGCGACUGCCUGCUUCCGUUCACGCCGCUGCGCCGGCGGCACCACUGCCGCAUCUGCGGCCAGAUCUUUUGCAACAAGUGCUGCUCGAAUAUUGUGCCCGGCGCCAAGUUUGGACACGAGGAGGCGAUCCGCACAUGCAACCAGUGCCUGCACAUGCUCGAAGAGUACGACCGCCGCGAGAUGAUCGAUGCCGAGCACCGCGCCGAGGCGCUCAAGACCGAGGCGGCGUCGCCCACAUUCGUCUCCCCGACCGAGACCGAGUACGGCGACUUGCAGACGCCGCAGUCGCAGUUUGCCGCCACGACGCUCUUUUCGCAGGACGCACACACGCUGCCCCGGCGCACUUCGCACGACGACGAGCCGGACUGGGCCACGGUCGACGCGCUGAACCACGAGGAACUCGCCGAGACGAGCCUCGGCGACGAGUUGGCCGACGGCGAGCUGGCGCCGUUCCGUGCGAACCUCGACGCGGACGACGUGCCGCCGGCGCUCGCAGAAGAGUCGUUCGACGAGGUUUUGCCUACGACGCAGGCCCCAGAGGCCGUCGACGAAACGCCGGCCGACCCGCAGUCGCCGGUCACGCCGCGCACCACGCCGGGCUCGCCCGUGCGCCGCAGCACCGCGCGGCAGAAGCUCAUGCGGGGAGCAUCCCGCUUUGUCACCUCGACGGCGCUCGGCGCGCCGUCGCUCGUGUACUUCUUGCGCAUGCUGCACCAGGUCCUCGUCGCCGAGCACAUGGGCGACGUCCAAGAGUGGAAAGAGACGGUCAAGCUGCUUGCCCUCUCGGUCAUUGAGCGCAUACGCAUGCGCACGCGCAACACCUAUCUGACCGACAUCCGCAACUUUGUCAAGAUCAAGUGCAUGCCGGGCGGCCGCAUCUCUGACUGCGAGUUCCUCGACGGGUACAUUUGCACGAAGAAUGUCGCAACGAAAAAGAUGGCGUCGUUCCUGCCGGUGCGCAACGCCCGCAUCAUGGUCGUUACCUUUCCGCUCGAGUACCACCGCAACGCGAACCAGCUCAUGUCGCUCGAGCCGAUCAUGGCGCAGGAGCACGAGUUUAUCCGCAUCCUCGUCGCGCGCAUUCUCGACCAGCGCCCGAACGUCGUGGUCGCAGAAAAAUCCGUGUCGUACUAUGCGCUACAGCUCUUUGAAGAGGCGGGCGUCGCGGUGUUUUGGAGCAUGAAGAAAUCCUCGAUCGAUAUCAUUGCACGGUGCACGCAGGCGGACAUUGUCUCCUCGAUCGACCGCCUGGCGCUCGAUCCCCGCCUCGGACGCUGCGCGUGUCUGUCGGUGGACACGUACGAGUUUGCGCACGAGCCAGGGCGCCGCAAGCCGCUGCUGCGUAUCGAGGUCACGUCAAAAGAUGUCAGCAGCGCGCUCGUGCUGCGUGGCGCGUCGAUCGCCAAGCUGCGGCGCAUCAAGGCGAUCCUUGCGCUAAUGGUGUUUGUCGGCUACAACCUCAAGCUCGAGGAGCACCUGCGCCGCGAUGUCGGUGUAGUCCUCGACUGGUCCGUGAUGAAUAUCCAGCACGGGCCGGAGGAGCUCCAGACGCUGGGGCAUGCAGACCUCGACGAGGAUAUGCACCGCAAGCUCAUCCUCACCGAGACGCUCAAAAAGUACCAGCGCCUGAUCCUCAGCGCGUCGCUCUCGGUGAUUCUCCAGCCGCCGUACCUCGUGACGCACAUGAAGUAUGUGACGGACCGUAUGCACGUCCUGCGAUCUGCUAUCCCCAAUGAGAAGCCAAGCACACUCAUGUACGAGCUGCAGGGCCGUGCGAUCCGGGCACAGGAAGAGACCAAGGGCAAGAAAGGCGAGCAGACACCCGAGUCGGAAAAGCCGGAGCUGCACACGACCGACCCGCCGAAGAGUUCGCCGCGCUCGGAGCGGAGCGAGGCGCGGCCAGUGCCAGAUCCCACGCCGUCCCCGGCGCCAUCCUCGGCGACGUCGGCGCCGACGCCGAGCCGCGAAGAGAUCUUUCCGCUCACCGGAUCCGACGCGCCGCCGACCGUGUCGCUGCUCGAUCCCCGGUCGGCGCACGACGAGACAGAGCUCAUGGUGCUCGAGGCGGAGCAUGCGGCAAUGCAGCACUCAUGGAAGGCGUGUGUUACCAACAUGGCCAAGAUGCUCUCGCCGUUUGCACACCAGAACCUCGUGAUGCUCGUGUCGACGACGUGUGCGGCGACGCAGCAGAUCUGCACCGGCCCAGCCCUGCACACGAUUGAGUACUACGGCCCGGACGACGAGCCGCUCGGCCAGUUCCUCGAGCGCACAUGCGACGAGAGUGUCAACCCGUGUGCGUCCAAGACGUGCGACCGUGCGAACCUCGUGCACUAUACCACGUACGUCCACAGCGGCAUGCGCGUGCAGAUGGUCGUCGAGCGCUUCGUGUGCCCGCUGCCGGGCGAAGAGAAGCAGCUGCUCUGCUGGAGCUACUGCAAGCAGUGCGAGCGCACGACGCCGGUGACGCACCUCAGCGACGAGGGCUGGUCGUUCUCGUUUGCCAAGUACCUCGAGCUGCAGUUCUACCCCAAUGCCGCAUGCCAUCCGUCGACGUGCCAGCACGACUACUACCGCGACAGUGUGCGCUACUUUGCGCUGCGCAACCUCGCGAUCCGCUUCUUAACCGACCCCAUCGAGCCGUGGGAAGUCGUUGUUCCGCCAAUGCAUCUGCUCAUUUACCCCGAGAAGCAGUAUGUGCUCAAGAACGAAGAGGCAGUCGGUCUCUUUGAGCGCAAUGUACAGUACUGGGACUCGGUGUGUGCGCGUAUCAGCGCGCUGCAGCAGGAGCUGCGCAGCGCACGCAUUUACACCAUCGUUCCUGCACUCGCCAAGACACAGGCACGCGCCCUCGCGCUCCUCGGCCAGAUCCUCGCUGCGGCACAUGCAGACUGCGCCGAGAUCCAGCGCCUGAUGAUGCAGGUGUACUGGGACUCGGGCCGCGCGCUCAUCCGCAUGAACGAUGUCCGCCGCGUGCUCCAGGACAAGGUCGUGGAGUGGGACGGGCUCUUUGUCGAAUUCGAAAAGCGCUCGACCGUCUCGGAGCGCGAGAUCCGCCGCCUGCUCGCCGUCCACGUAAAAAAGGCAGAAGAGAGCGACGAGGCGACACCCGACACGCCGUCCGAGAAGCGCAUGUCGCUCGACACCACUUCCCUCCUCUGGGACGUGUUUGGCGGGCGCGACGACCGCGACACGCAGGACAAGGAAAAAGAGGAAAAGGUGCUUACCAGUGCGCCGGUCGUUGCGACGCCGGACGAGACCGGCGACGGCAAGCUUCUUGCGCCGAACGACGGUAAGAGUCAUACGAUCGACUCGGGUGCACUCACAGCGCCCUCGCCAGUGCCACACGUCCCUUCGCCGCUCGCACGCACGGUCUCGCUCCCGAUCGAGGAUGCCCAGGCGACAGACCCUGAAGCGGUCGACCUGCCUGCGUCGCAGCCCGAGUUGGAAACGCUUCCCGCAGCGAGCCCCAAAGUGUCUGGCGAGGAUGCACCGCUCGGUGCCUCGCCGACCGACCCGCGUUCGCUCGGCACGCUCGAGAAGCCCAAGGCGGCGCCGCGCCUCGCUGCGCCGCGUCCCAAGCGCCCGGACCCCGAGUGGAUCCAGCCGCCGCCCCGCCCGUCGUCAACCGAGCCCAACUCGCGGCCGACGACGCCUGUUGAGUCUGCACCACACGGACCGUACGGCACCCCCGAGCAGCGGCGCACGCCGAAGCGGCGCGACGACGGCAAGGCGGCCAACUUGCGUCUGACACGCCCGCCAAACCAGGGCUUUGCCGCCUUUGCGAACCACCGCGGCGAGUCGAUGCCACUGCGGCCGCCGUGGGAGACACAGAAAGGACGGCCGCGCAAGGACGAGAAACGCCGCGAGGCACCGUCUCGGUCGCAAGUUUCGAGCAUUGCGCGGCAGUUUGAUCUGCUCAGCCGCGAGGCCGAGCUCGAGCGCGAGCGGCAGCGGCGUGUGCCGAGCCGCGCACGCCGCGCACGCCCGGUUACUUCUACGCACGCGACUGUCGAAGUGUUCAAGAGUCUGCGUGAUGCGGUCGGCGGCGACGAGAGCGACGGGAGCGACCAUGAGCGGCCGAACGAGCCGCACCUGUCUGCAGAGACGCGUGCGGUGGCCGAGGCACCUGGCGCGCGUGUGCCGCCGAUGCACGCGGGCGACCGUGGAGAGCGUGUGCGGCACAAGGGCCGCAAAGGCGACGCGCGAGCAAAAGAGCGUGGCGAGGGUCAAAGUGCAAAAGAGCCUGCCAAGGAGAGCGUCCGGACCAAGGAGCAGGCCGCCACGCACGGCCUGCCCAGCGGAGCGCGUGGCGCCCAGGAUGCGAGUGAGGCCAAGGGCGAUGCGCAGGAUGGCAAGGAUGCGGCGAGCGAGGCCGACGCUACGGAGCCUGUACAUACCGAAGCUCCCACGGAUGCCCCGCCCGAGCCCUCUGUGACGCCAGCGCCCAGUGAGCCGACCGACGAGCCCGCGGACGACCAGGCGUCGCAGCCCGCGGACGAUACCGAGGUCCCUCCGUCGGUGCUUUUUGAGCGUCUCGGCGAGACGUGGCGGCUGCACUGUGGCGAGAUGCUCCCCCUUGCGUACCCCUUCCUGAGUUCGGACCAUGUCUUUUCGGACUCCUGUGUCGUGGUGCGCGAAGACGAGCCGAGCUCGAUCAUUGCCUUUACGCUGAACUCGAAGAGCUACCGUGAGCAGCUCCAAGCGUCGCAGGACGCACGCGCCCGGACCGAAGGUGCGGUCCCCCCCGCCGACGGCCAGUCGAGUGCCGAGCACCUGCGUGAUCUAGAGCACGAGCUGCGCGAUACCGACGGGACGCACUUUGGGUACGAGUUUGACACUGGCUCCGUCAAGCUGUGGUGCAAGAUCUUUUUUGCGGAGCAAUUCGAGGCGCUGCGGCACAUGUAUGGCUGCAGCGAGUCGAUUGUGCAGAGCCUUUCGCGGUGCUUCAAGUGGGACUCGGGCGGGGGCAAGAGCGGCUCUGCAUUCCUCAAGACGCGCGACGACCGGCUGGUGGUCAAGCAGCUGUCGCGUGCCGAGAUUGACGGCUUCUCCAAGUUUGCCCCCCAGUACUUUGCGUAUGUGGCGGACUGCAAAGCGGCUGACCGUCCCACGACGCUCACAAAGAUCUUUGGCUACUUUCGUAUCGGUUUCCGGAACGCACACACCGGCAAGAGUCUCAAGCUGGAUGUGGUCGUGAUGGAGAACCUCGUGUAUGGCCAUCAAGUGUACAAGAUCUUUGACCUAAAGGGCAGCACGCGCAACCGCAUGCGCCAAGAGACCGGGCGCGCGUACGAGGUGCUAAUGGACGAAAACCUGGUGCAAAUGUCGCAGACGUGCCCCAUCCUCGUGCGCGAGCACUCGAAGCGCAUUUUGCGCGCGGCGCUCUACAACGACUCGCUCUUUCUGACGGAUAUGAACGUGAUGGACUACUCGCUGAUUGUCGUGCUCGACGAGACGCGCAACGAGCUGGUGAUCGGCAUCAUCGACUACCUGCGCACCUAUACAUGGGACAAGCGCGUGGAGAGCUUUGUGAAAGAAACGGCGAUCCUCGGUGGCGGCGGCAAAGGCGAGCCUACGAUCAUCACGCCGCGGCAGUACCGCAUGCGCUUCCUCACCUUCCUCGACCGCUACUUUUUGAUGACGCCCGACCCCUGGGUCCAGGAAGGCUGGGUGCUGUAG